AUGGGAUCGCAGACACUUCCCUGCGUGUAUCACAUUUUACCAGCAGAAAAGCCGUCAGCAGUCAGGAAUUGUGAUGUCACAAAUGUGACGUAUGAUCCCCUCACACUAAACUGUACACCAGGUCAUGAUGGCGGUGUCCGCCAAACGUUUUUUCUGGAGGUUUUCGACAAAAUAACAGGUAUGUUACUGCGUAACAUAAACAACGAAGAGCCGCUCUUUGAAGUACCAGGACUUUCCACCAGUGGCAUCUUAGCGUUGUCAAUAAAGUCGUAUAACAGUAAAGGCUUAAAUUAA
Parnassius apollo (apollo) is the source of this 294-nucleotide messenger RNA. Lineage: Eukaryota; Metazoa; Arthropoda; Insecta; Lepidoptera; Papilionidae. The record is from the annotation of a GenBank genome assembly.